Molecule: messenger RNA, 213 nt
Organism: Stereum hirsutum FP-91666 SS1
Lineage: Eukaryota; Fungi; Basidiomycota; Agaricomycetes; Russulales; Stereaceae
Exons: 1
Source: RefSeq, a predicted model, not a curated record
AAAUGUACGUCACCCAUCAGUUUCGCCCCGGUCACGGUUCAGAAACCGUGCGUGAGCGUGACGGGACCCGUAAAUAGUUCAGAAAACAACGUAGGCGCUUGCAAAAAUGAUCAUUUUGCGCAAGCGCCUGCCGAGGUCACUGUUCGCUCACCAUGCGUUAUGUGUGAGGUCACGCAGGAUUUUGUUCGGUUCACCAGCGCGGAGAACGCGUGA